UGAACUUGACUUCAUUUUCGUAAAGCCGAACGGUUUUACUAUCUUGAUCCAUCUGCUUUUUUUUUUUUUUCAAAAUCCUGCCACUGUUAUUUUGCCUUUAAUGUACGGAGAAGCUUUGGAAAAGCAAUCGUCGAAUCUUGACACUGCUACUGAAUCUCUACCCAUGAUCACUUCCUUAGACAUUAAGAUAAUAUUUCUAAACGACAAAACAAGAACAAGAACAUGAAAACCCAGUUUCAUCUGAUUCGAGUUUAGAUCCUCACUUUGGUUUCUGAUAAUUCGUAGAAGGCGAUGAUGAAAGGGGGUUCUUUUGGGAAGAAAAAAGGAUCUUCCCAGAGCCAAGAUCACGACUUUGCACAGUUGAUCUUUUCAUGGUCUCUUGACGACAUUCUCAAUGACAACCUUUAUGAACAUCAGGUGGAGAAAAUACCACUAACUUUCCAGUCUGAAGAACACUACUUUCGUUCUUUUGUGUAUCCUUUGCUUGAGGAAACACGUACUGAACUGGCUUCAAGUGUAAAUAUGAUGGAUAAAGCUCCACGUGGUGAAGUUUCUUCAUUUAGGAUGGCGAAAGGUAAAGAGAAGAUGGUGUAUGAUGUUACUGUUGGUAAUUGGAGAAACACUGAACGCCCAAAAGAAUCUUACCGGACUUUACCUGGUGAUCUGCUUAUUUUAACAAAUGGGGAACCCGGAUCCGUUUCUGAUUUGCAGAGUGUGGGUAGUACAUGGGCUUUUUUAUUAGUAAAUAACACAGAGGAUGAUGAUAGUGGUACACCUGUACAGUUUAAAGUCGCUGCAUCACAAAAAAUCGAACUUCAUGAUCGGAUAUCUGUUAUUUUCUUGAUGAAUAUAACAACCCAGAAAAGAAUCUGGAAUUCAUUGCACAAGCAUGCGAAUCUUGAUAUUAUCAAAGAGAUUCUUUACCCUGAUUCAGUGGUUAACGAGAGGUGUGAUAUGUGUUCAUUAGGUUGCAAUAGUUCUAUCCAGAGAUUUGAUCAAAGUCUUGUUUCUAAACUGAAUGAAUCCCAGAAAGCGGCAAUUAUGGCAGCAAUUAGUAAAAUGGAAUGUUGUCAUAAAUCCUCUGUGGAACAAAUAUGGGGUCCACCUGGAACAGGGAAGACAAUGACUGUAAGUGUGAUGCUCUCUAUCUUCUUGCAAAUGAAGUGUAGGACACUUACAUGUGCUCCAACUAAUGUUGCCAUAGUAGCAGUAGCUUCACGUGUUCUAAGCUUGGUAAAGGAAUCAUCUAAAACUGUAACUGCAAGUGGUGAUUCGUUUUGUUCCAUUGGAGAUUUGCUAUUGUUUGGCAACAAGGAGAGGUUGAAAGUUGGAAAAGACAUUGAAGAAAUCUAUCUGGAUCAUCGAAUUGAGAGGCUUACAGAGUGCCUUGGAUCUCUGUCUGGUUGGAAGCAUUGUAUAAAAUCUAUGAUUGAUUUACUUGAAGAUUGUGUUUCUCAAUAUCAUGUUUUUGUAGAAAAUGAAUCGUUCAAGGAAGAACAACUCACAGAUGAAAACAAAAGUAAAACCAACAACUUGAAAAUCAAUUCAUUCACGGAGUUUGUGCGAGUACGAUUCAGUUCUUUUGUACUACCACUCAGAAAGUGCAUUAUCACAUUCUGUACUCAUAUCCCAAGAAGUUUCAUGAAGCCAGAAAAUUUCCAAACUAUGGUCUCUCUUUUGGAUAAUUUAAGCUCUUUGGAAUCUUUGUUGUCUAAAAAGAAUCUGGUUUCGGAUGAACUUGAGCACCUUUUUGUUUCUAAACCUUUGGAAGAUGAUUUUGUCAACUCAGGACACAUGUCAUCGAUUAAUUCUGUCAGAAUCAUGUCCCUUUCUCUUUUAAAAACUCUGCAGACAUCUCUUGGAGGACUCAAGCUUCCAAAUGGUUCCAGAGAUGCAAUAACACGGUUUUGUUAUGAAAGAGCUUCUCUUAUAUUCUGCACAACUUCUACUUCCUAUAAGUUGCAGAAAUUUAAAAUCGACCCUUUGAAGUUACUGGUUAUAGAUGAAGCUGCUCAGAUGAAGGAGUCUGAAGCCAUCAUUCCCCUUCAAAUUCCUGGAAUGAAACAUGCUAUUCUCAUUGGAGAUGAGUGCCAGUUACCUGCAACGGUUAAAAGCAGUGUUUCUAGUGAAUGCGGCUUGGGAAGAAGCUUAUUUGAAAGAUUGAGUUUGUUGGGUCAUUCGAAGCAUCUACUGAAUGUUCAAUACAGAAUGCAUCCUACAAUAAGUUCCUUCCCAAAUAGGAAGUUUUAUCAAAAUAAAAUUCUGGAUGCAGAAAAUGUGACAUGUAAAAGCUAUGGAAGGCAAUAUCUUUCAGGACCGAUGUUUGGUUCAUAUUCAUUUAUAAAUAUUGUUGGUGGAAGAGAAGAAGGUGAUGAUGUUGGGAGCAAAAGAAAUAUGGUUGAGGUGUCUAUUGUGGUUAAGAUAGUGCAGAAACUUUAUGAAGAAUGGAAAAAGUCCAAGAAAAAGGUUAGCAUUGGUGUUGUAUCUCCUUAUGCUGCACAAGUUGUAUCGAUUGAAGAGAAACUUCGUUACAAGUAUGAGAAACGUGAUGGAUUUUCAGUAAAUGUAAAGUCAAUCGAUGGAUUUCAGGGUGGAGAAGAAGAUAUCAUAAUUUUAUCUACUGUAAGAUCGAAUAGCCAUGGGAAUGUCGGAUUCACUUCUAGUCAUCAAAGGACUAAUGUUGCAUUGACCAGAGCACGGCAUUGUCUCUGGAUAUUGGGAAACGAAAGAACCCUGGCUCGUAGUGACUCGAUAUGGAAAGAUUUAGUGUUUGAUGCAAGGAAUCGUCGUUGUUUGUUUGAUGCUGAUGCUGAUAAAUGCUUGAAGAAGAUAAUAAUAGAUGCAAAAAAAGGGCUAGAACCUCUUAAUGAUAUGGUUAAGGGGUAUAGCUUACUUCUUAAACCUGUCAAAUGGAAGAUUCUCUUCAGCGAUAAUUUCAGAAAAUCGUUUGGAAAACUGAUGGAUUCUCGCAUGAAGAAUGUAGUUGUAGAUUUUCUACGGAAACUCUCUGGUGGAUGGCGUCCCAAUGAUGGAAACACAGACUUAAAGGUUUUGAAAAUAUAUAAGGUUGAAGGGCUCCAUGUUGUUUGCACAGUUGAUAUCAUCAAGGAGUUCAAGUACAUACAGGUUUUAAGGAUCUGGGAUAUACUACCUUUGAAGGAGAUUCCAAAAUUGAGAAAAGAACUUGACAGCAUUUUUGCUACAUACACAAAUGAUCAUAUGAAUCGUUGCACAACGAAACAUUUGGAGGGGAACUUGGAAAUUCCCAAGUGUUGGGCGUCAUCCCAAAAUAUCAUCCAGAUGCAUUUGAAGUUCUACUCCUUAUCACCUGGAAUGGUGGACCAUUUGCGUUUUGGUAGAGAAAUUGAUCUACCUGUGAAUCUCUCUGAUGAACAGAUGGAUGCAUUUUUAUGCUCCAAAAGUUCAUUCAUAAUUGGACGAUUAGGAACUGGAAAAACCACUAUAUUGACAAUGAAGUUGUUACAAAAUGAGCAGUCUUUUCGUUCUGCUUCUGAAGGAGAGAGCAACCAAGUCAGAAAUGGCGAAGUUGUUGAUGAUCAUGAAGAAAGCAAACCGACUCUUUUGCGACAGCUUUUUGUGACAGUCAACCCAAAAUCGUGUUCUGUGGUGAAACAACAUGUUUCCCACGUUACAAGUGUUCCAUGUGAUGGGAAUUCAUCAAGAGAGAUUAAUCUUGAUGAUGUGGAUAUAACAUCAGAAUCCGAUGUGCCAGACACAUUCAUUCAUGUCCCUGAGAAAAGUUAUCCUCUUGUGAUAACAUUUCAUAAGUUUCUGAUGAUGUUGGAUGAAACAUUGGGUGAUUCAUUCUUUACAAGAUUUCAUGAAGCAAGAGAAGACUCUCAUGGUAACUAUAUAAGUUCAAGAUCUGUUGCAUUGCAAACUUUCAUAAGAUCAAGAAACGUUACAUUUGACAGAUUUUGUUCGCUUUACUGGCCCCACUUUGAUUCGAAUUUAAAAAAGAAGCUUGAUCCUUCAAGAGUGUUCACCGAAAUAGUUUAUCAUAUAAAAGGAGGAGAAAUUCCUGAUGGAAAACUGACUUAUGAAGGCUACUCUUUAUUGUCUGAAGAUUGUGCAUCCACUUUAACAAAACAAAAAAGAGAGAAUGUUAACACCCUCUUUCAAGCCUAUGAAAAGAUGAAAACAGAACGUAGGGAAUUUGAUUUGGGAGAUUUAGCAAAUGAUCUUCAUCGUCGACUUAAAACCAAGAGUUAUGAAGGUGACCAAAUGGACUUUAUUUACAUUGAUGAAGUGCAAGAUCUUAGUAUUAGGCAAAUUUCUCUUUUCAAAUAUAUUUGCCAAAAUGUUGAUGAAGGAUUUAGUUUUGCGGGUGAUAUUGUGCAAAACAUUGCAAGAGGGAUUGAUUUUAGGCUUGAAGAUAUACGAUCUAUGCUCUAUACCGAGUUUUUAGGAACCCGAACAUCUGGAAAACAAGAGAAAGUUGAUAUGUUUGAGAUCUUUCAACUGAAACAGAACUCCAGAACUCAUGCUGGUGUGCUCAAAUUAGCUCAGAGUGUCAUUGACAUUCUAUACUGUUACUUUGCUCACUCAAUUGACAUUUUGGAGCCUGAGUCAACACUUUUUUAUGGGGAGGCUCCUGUUUUGCUCAAUUCUGGCAAUGAUAAAAACGCUAUUGUGAAAAUCCUUGGUGGCACAAGAACAAGUAAAGGAUUUGUUGGCUUUGGUGCUGAACAGGUGAUAUUGGUACGUGAUAAUUAUGUGAAGGCUGAGAUUUGUGAAUAUGUUGGAAAGCGUGCUCUUGUUUUGACCAUAGAAGAGUGCAAGGGUCUUGAGUUUCAGGAUGUGUUGCUCUACAACUUUUUUGGGUCAUCCCCUUUGAAAGACCAGUGGAGUGUUAUAUAUGGUUACAUGAAGGAACAAGAUUUGCUUACUGAGGGACUUCCUCAUUCAUUCCCGAGCUUCAAGGAUUCAAGACAUAAUGUAUUGUGCUCUGAAUUGAAACAGUUGUAUGUCGCUAUAACUAGGACAAGACAAAGGCUUUGGAUAUGUGAGAAUAAUGAGGAGCUAUCCAAGCCAAUGUUCGAUUACUGGAAAGGAAGGUGCCUUGUUAAAGUAAGGAAGCUGAAUGAUUCAGUAGCACGGGCAAUGCAAUGUGGAAGCAGCCCUCAGGAGUGGCUGGAGCGUGGUAAAAAGCUUUUCUAUGAGAAUGUUUUCGCAAUGGCUACAUUGUGCUUCGAAAAAGCUGGAGAUUCGAUGUGGGAGACAAUGGCCAAGGCUUCUGAAUUCAAAGCAUCUGCUGACAAGAUGCGUGAAACGAAUCCCAAAGCUGCUUCAUGUUAUCUUAGAGAAGCAGGUGAAAUGUUCGAGUCCAUUGGGAAACUGGAGCUAGCAGCUACUUGUUAUUCUGAUUUGGGAGACCAUGAAAGAGCUGGAAAAAUUUAUUUGGAUAAGUGUGGGGACAUUAAUGCAGCAGCAGAGUGUUUCUUGUUAGCAGGAUGUUAUAGUGAUGCAGCAGAAGCUUAUGCCAAGGGAGAUCAGUUUUCUAACUGUCUGUCAGUUUGCAGAAAAGGGGAAGUUUUUGAUACAGGUUUCCAGUAUAUAGAAUAUUGGAAAGAGCAUGUUCAUGUUCGAAGUAAAGAAAUAGAACAAAUUGAGCAAGAUUUUCUGGAGAGUUGUGCUCUUAGUUACUACGAGCGCAAAGACAAUAACUCCAUGAUGAAAUUUGUCAGAGCUUUUUCUUCUAUGGAAUCAAAACGUGUUUUCUUGAGGUGGUUAGGCUGCCUUAAAGAUCUUUUGCUGUUGGAAGAAGAAUCAGGGCAUUUUCUGGAUGCUGCUGAGCUUGCAGGGUCAUGGGGUGAUGUUCUGAAAGAGGCUGAUCUUUUGGAGAAGGCUGCUCAUUUUGAGGAAGCAACAUUGCUCCUACUGUGGUACGUGUUCUCUAACUCUUUAUGGGGAACUGGAAACAAAGGUUGGCCAUUGAUCCCAUUUGCUCAGAAGAAAUCACUUUGUAAGAAAGCAAAGUUACUUGCAAAAAUGGAUUCGGAUAGUUUUUUUAGUUUUGUUUGUAGUGAGGUUAAAGUACUCUCUAAUCACCAGAGCUGCUUGUCUGAGCUGAAGAAGCAUUUGCAUUCUUCCCAGCAACACAAGAGUCUGAGGGGAGUAUUCUUAUCAAUUAGAAAGAUUUUGGAUGCUCAUCUUCAGUUGAAUAUUUUAAAGUAUGACUGGGAGGAUGAGUUACCCAUUGAUAUUAGUAAGUAUGUAGAGGACAUGAUCUCUCAGAAUCAAGUUUCUGUUAGAACUCUGGUUUUUUAUUUUAAUCUCUGGAAGGACAACGUCAUGGAUAUCUUCCAGAGUCUUGGAGGACUUGAGAAUGCAGAACCAAAUGAGCAUGAGGGUCAUGUUGAUUUCUGUUUAAAUUAUUUUGGUGUGAGGAAACAAUAUGUAAAAGGAAACAUUGUUUACUUGUUAGUCAACAAGGAUUUUGAUUGGGUAAGAAAUGUUAGCGAUGACAAGGGGUUUCAUAGGGAUGGAGAAAUUCUAACUUUAGAUGGCAAGCAGUUGGGGCUUGCUAUUCGGUCAUAUUGGCAGUCAGAUUUAUUUUCUGUGGGUGUGAAGGUGCUUGAAACUCUUCAAUCUCUCUAUAAUUUGACUCUAAAGGGUUCUUCAUUUCACCAAAGCACGUCUCUUCUUCACAUUUUUGAGGUAUCCAAGUUUCUUUUAGACUGCCAGUAUCUCAACCUCACAAUUGAUCAUAUGAAGACUUUGCAAGUUUUUCUUGGAAGCUCUAUGAUAUAUUUUGACUAUGUGUUUCCAUUAGACUGGCGAAAUUCAGUCUCCAGGAGCUUGAUUGCCUUAAGGGAGAGUGAUCUUUCAAUGAACUUGCUGGAGGAAGUUAUUCUUCAGCACCUCAACAUUGAACGUGACCUCACCUAUUGGACAACUGGGAGAGUGAUGAUGAUAUGUCUUAGUUCCAAAAAAUCUGUUGCAGUUAAGGAGAAGAUUAUUAGGGGUCUUCAAUGGAAUCCCUUAUGGAAGUCAUUUGCUGAGAAAUUUUCGGAAGAUGGCUUCAAUGAGGUUUAUGUUGCUCUAACACUCCAGAAUGCUCUGGAAGAUACUUAUAGAGCUUACUGGUGGUUUCCUGGCUACAUGUCACCUCACAGUUUUGUGUAUCUCGUGGAUCGUCUUCUUUUCAUGGCAUCUUUCUCGUUAGGAGUCUUUUUCACUACAAAAUCUACUUUUGUUGAAUGGUAUACUCAUUUUCACAUGAUGUCUACUCCAGAUUCAAAACAGAUAUUUUCGAAGGAUAUCGCACACUUUCUUGUUGGAAUAGUUCAGCACAUUCUCUACGAAAAAGAGGAAACCAUAUCAUGGAUUGGACGAUCUAACAUUGUUGCGACUUAUUACCAUCCACUGAUAGCAUUGAAAUUGGUUAUGAUAGUUUCUUUAAUUUCCUUGCAGUUAUUAGAUUGUUCCCAAGUAAUAAUUGAUUUGCUGUUGGGGUGGAACAAUAUUGCUUAUUUGCUUCCCAAGAAGUUUGUAGGUGAUCUUCUAAGGAGAUGGAACGGUUGUAACUUGAAUUUAAAUCCAGAUAUGGUUGCAGAAGCAUUUGCAAGCAUAGAAGAUCCUCUUCUAAUUGUGAGUUCAGGAAAUGCAACUCCAAGAGUCCAUGCUCCAUGUGCAAUAUUUGUGGACCUAAGGAGGUCUAGAAUGGAAAUAAUGAGUGUAUUGUUCCCAGGUGAAACUACACAUAAUCCCCAGAGAGACAAAGCUACAACAAGUGAGGCUCUUCGGGAGGAGAAUCAUGUUGAGGAAACUAGCGAUGAACAAAGCAACGGUGACCAUUCACUGGUGGAAUUGGAGGUAGAAAGUCAAAGCAGCAACAGUAACACUCAGGAUUCAGGAAACAAAACAAGGAUGGGAAAUAGCAGAAGGAAGAAGAGUCAAAAAAACAGAGGCAGCAACACUCAAAAUACAUUAGCUACUGUUUUAUUGGAUGAACAACCUUGUGCCAGAGAAAGUACAACUCCACCUGAAGCAAAAAACUCAUGGGAUGACCUUACAACUCUACUUGAAAGAAACAACUCAUGGGGUGACCUUACAUCUUUUCCGGAAGCAAAAAACUCAUGGGAUGACCAUACAACUCUACAGGAAGGAAACAGCUCAUGGGGUGACUUUACAACUCUAUCUGAAGCAAAAAACUCAUGGGAUGACCUUACAACUCUACAGGAAGGAAACAACUCAUGCUGUGACCUGAAGCAGGCUUCUUACGCAUCUAAUAUGAGUCGACCCAAAGUGGAGCUUCCAGAUUCUACUAGUGGAAAAAGAACUGGUGUCCAAACAACUGCAGAGAGGCUGCAAAGUAGCAGGAGAAUGGUAGAUGCUUUCUCUGGUCAAUCUGUCAUUGGUCAGGAAUGGAAGGUUGUUAAAAAGGUGGGUUCAGAGGAGAAGUGUGUGGAGGAAGCUGAUGAUCAACACAGCAAUGUUGGUCAAUCACUGCUGAAAUCGUUGUUAGAAAAGAAAACCAGUGAUGAUAGCACUCAGAAUGCAGAAAUCAAGAAAGGGAAGGGAAAGAACAACGGGAAGUGGAUUAAGAAGAACAAAGGUAGCAAUAGUUUAGGUACAUUUACUACUGGUGAUGUACAUAUCAAUGAUCUUUCACCGGUGGAAUUGAUGCUAGAAAAACAAACCAGCAAUGAGAAGUCUAAGGAUGUUGAAUUUAAGGAAGGGAAGGGUAAGAACAUGGAGAAAUGGAUUCAAAAGAACAAAGUUAGCAACAGUGUAAAUACAUUUAAUGGUGAUGACAAUAGCAAUGAUCAUCCACCGAUGGAACUGAUGCUAGAAAAACAAACCUGCAAUAUGAACAUUCAGGAUGCGGAAAUCAAUAAAGGUAAAGGGAAAAGUAAAUUGAAGAAAGGCAGCAACAGUCUAAAUACAUUUACUACUGUUCUUGUGGAUGGACAUCACUGUGCUGGAGAAGAUACAACUCUGCAGGAAGCAAACACCACAUUCAAUGACCUGAAGCAACCUUCUUCUGCAUUCGAUACAAGUCAACUCGAAGUGGGUCUUCUAGUUUCUAAGAGUGGUGAAACAACUGUGCCAACAUUUGUGGAGAAGCUGCAAAGUAGAGCAGUGGUAGAUGGUGUCUUUAAUUAUGUGGGUUCAGAGAGCAGCAACAUAACUGAGGCUCUUCAGGUGGAUGAAACUGAUCAUGAUGAACUCAGCAUUGGUGAUCAUUCACCUCUGGAAUUGUGGUUAGAAAGCCAAAGCAGCAAUGAUACAACUCUGGAUAUGGAAAACAAGAAAAGGAAGGGAAAAUAUGUUAUUGGAGAAGAUACAACUAUGUGUGAAGAAAAUAGUGCAUACAAUGACCAGGAGCCAUCUUCUCCUUUUGAUAGGAGGAUAAAUACAUUGGACGCUGUGAAAUGUGGUAGCUUUCUAGGUUUGGCGGUAGCAUUCUUGGGAAUUCGCAUGUGGAGGAAAACUUGAUUAAAUGGUACUGAUGCUUCUUAAGGUAUUUCGCAAACUUCAUAUAUAUAAAGUAAAAACCGAAGAAAGAGAAUUAGAGAAAAGAGACCUCAUUCUCCUCUCUAGGAACUGAAGGGGUGCUUUGCAUAUGAUAAAAUGGCUUCCGGUUCCUUCAAGCCAAAGGAAGAGCAGAGAAUUUGAUUAUCAACUUCAGCAAAUCACUUCUUUCCUGGUUUGAUUUUUAUGUUUUCAUUGUGGGUGUUAUGUAUAUGAAACAUAAUUUGACUUAGAUAUUUUGAUUUGACAUUGAUAACUAAUUUCCACUAGCUACUUGGCCUAAGUUGUACGGGCAUUAUUAGUUU
This is a messenger RNA of Lactuca sativa (garden lettuce), 9806 nucleotides long. RefSeq lists its product as uncharacterized. Gene Ontology annotation, molecular function: ATP binding; helicase activity. NCBI's taxonomy places the organism in Eukaryota, Viridiplantae, Streptophyta, Magnoliopsida, Asterales, Asteraceae. The record is from RefSeq and is a predicted model, not a curated record.